Adineta steineri is the source of this 394-nucleotide messenger RNA. Lineage: Eukaryota; Metazoa; Rotifera; Eurotatoria; Adinetida; Adinetidae. The record is from the annotation of a GenBank genome assembly.
UCAUGCUGCUGUAUUAUUAAAUGAUGGAACUGUAUUAAUUGUCGGUGGAGGUACCGGUGGAGCAACUGCAUAUUCAACUGCUGAGAUUUAUAAUGCAACAUCACGAAAGUUUACAGCUGUUGGAUCAAUGCAGUAUCGUCGAGGAGCAUUUACACUUACACUUCUACCAUCAGGCAAAGUAUUAGCAACUGGUGGUGCUGAUUGGACAUCCAGUACAUAUCCACUUGUAUGUGAAUUAUAUGAUCCUCUAACAAGAACUUGGUCAAAUACUACUAUACUGAAUUAUGGAAGAAAUUAUCAUCAAACUGUUUUACUAAAUAAUUUUGUAUUAACUACAGGUGGCAAUAAUGGAAAUGUUAGUCGAGUUAUUAGUUCUGAAAGAUACAAUUUAUGA